Molecule: messenger RNA, 3782 nt
Organism: Nilaparvata lugens (brown planthopper)
Lineage: Eukaryota; Metazoa; Arthropoda; Insecta; Hemiptera; Delphacidae
Gene: GCS2alpha
Product: neutral alpha-glucosidase AB
Exons: 16
Coding region: 219-3014 (931 amino acids)
Biological process (GO): N-glycan processing; carbohydrate metabolic process
Molecular function (GO): alpha-glucosidase activity; carbohydrate binding
Source: RefSeq, a predicted model, not a curated record
UUCACGGAGAUGAUGAUGUUGAAGCUUGAAGAUGAAAAAUUAAUAAUGAAACCAAAAAAUUAGAAUGAAAUUGUGAAAGUGAAGUGUUUUUGACUAUUAUUAAAAAAUAUUUUUUCAAGUAAAUAGAUUUAUCGGAAAUGCUACUCAACUAGGGUAGCAAUUAUUUACUUUAUACGACACAAAACUAAACUUUUGUUGUAAACAGAAAUCAUAUAAAAAUGAUCCUGAUUAAUUGGUGUUUCGUUUCUCUCUUCCUGUUGAUCUCGCCAGCAUUCCAUCAUGUGAAUGCUGUUGAUAGAAAUAACUUCAAAAGCUGUGAACAAAGUAGUUUUUGUAGGAGGUGUAGGAGAAUGAAAGCAGGAGAAUCGAGCUACGAACUGCUGUUAGAUACAGUUACUGCUCAGGACUCAACUGUUUCUGCCCAACUGAUCAAUGCAGAAAACAAUGUCAGAUUCAGUCUUGUGUUGACAGCUUUAAGGGAUAGCUCUUUCCGGCUUCAGAUUGAUGAGGUUUUACCUCUUAAACCACGUUAUCGUGUUGAACAUGUUCUGGAAAAAACUCCAGUUGAAAGCAGAUUGGAAAUCACAGAGAAGUCGAGCAAUUCUGUAACAGUGACUGCAGCAACAGGAGUGAAGGCAGUUAUCUUUGCGGCGCCAUUCAAAGUGGACUUUUAUAAUGCUAAUAACCAAGUAGCAGUCACUGCCAAUCAACGAGGCUUGUUCCGCUUUGAGCAUCAGAGAACAAAACCUGUGCCAAAAGCGGAAGGUGUGGAGGAAGAAGGUGCAGCAGCGGGUGGUGAGGGUGAGUUGAGAGACGAUGCGGGGGAGGAUCCGGGCGCCUGGGAGGAGAACUACAAGUCGCAUCACGACUCGAAGCCCCUGGGGCCCACGGCCGUCGCACUUGACUUCACCUUCCCCGGAGCCGAACAAGUUUACGGAGUGCCUGAACAUGCUGACUCACUCGCACUCAAAUCCACCAAGAAGACUGAUCCGUACCGACUGUAUAAUCUGGAUGUGUUUGAGUAUGAAUUGGAAAAUCCCAUGUCGCUCUAUGCUGCUAUUCCUUUUGUCAUAGCUCAGAGUGUUUCGAAAACGGUUGGACUGUUUUGGCUGAACACCGCCGAAACAUGGGUGGAUGUGGCUGGAAACUCAGAUGAGAAUGUGGUCUCGUCAAUAGUUAACUACGUAUCUGGAGGCACCAAAGUAGCGCAAGUCGAGACUCAUUUCAUGUCAGAAAGUGGAAUUCUCGAUGUGUUCAUUCUGCUAGGACCAAAGCCUCAUGAUGUUUUCAAACAGUAUGCUGAACUUGUUGGAACCACAUUCUUGCCUCCGUAUUUUUCGCUGGCCUAUCAUCAAUGCAGAUGGAAUUACAAUGAUCAAGAUGACGUCUCCACUGUCAGUGAAAACUUUGAUAAUUAUGAUAUACCAAUGGAUGUAAUGUGGCUCGACAUUGAACACACUGAUGGCAAAAAGUAUUUCACUUGGGACCCGGUGAAGUUUUCAAAGCCUCUUGAAAUGGUGAAAAAUCUAACGGAUAAGGGAAGAAAACUGGUCACCAUUGUUGAUGUGCAUGUGAAACGUGAUGGUGGCUAUUUUGUGCAUAAUGACUGCGAAAAUAAUGGAUAUUACAUGAAGAACAAGGAUGGAAAUGUCUAUGAAGGAUGGUGUUGGCCUGGAUCUUCCAGUUACCCAGACGUGCUCAACCCGGAAGUGAGGGACUAUUAUGCUGAACAGUACAAAUUCGACAAAUACUUGGGAUCCACGGAUGACGUUCAUAUUUGGAACGAUAUGAAUGAGCCUUCUGUGUUCAAUGGGCCAGAAGUCACCAUGCCCAAAGACCUCAUGCAUUAUGGUGGUUGGGAGCACCGCGAUAUCCACAACAUUUAUGGAAUGCUAUUUGUGAUGUCGACGUACCAGGGCAUGCUGAACCGUGGCGGCGUAGCGGACAAGGCGCUGGCCAAGCGGCCGUUCAUCCUGUCGCGGUCGGGCUUCGCGGGCAUCCAGCGGUACGCGGCGCUGUGGACCGGUGACAACGCGGCCGAUUGGGGCCAUCUCGCCAUCUCAUUGCCCAUGUGCCUAUCGCUUGCCAUCUCCGGCGUCUCGUUCUGCGGCGCUGAUGUCGGCGGCUUCUUCAAGAACCCUGACCAAGAGCUGUUGAUUCGGUGGUAUCAAGCAGGAGCAUUCCUGCCGUUCUUCCGAGCGCAUGCGCACAUCGACACGAAGCGCCGCGAGCCCUGGCUGUUUGGACCCGAGGCGACCUCUCUCAUCAGGGAGGCCAUCAGGAAGCGCUACAUGAUGCUGCCCUUCUGGUACACCCAGUUCUACAUCAACAACCAGACCGGCCUGCCCGUCAUUCGACCUCUCUGGGCCGAGUUCCCAGCCGACAGGAACACCUUCACCAUUGACAAUGAGUUUCUCAUAGGUGACUCAAUUCUGGUUCGGCCAGUAACCGAGCAAGGAGCCACCGAGGUGAAGGUGUACUUGCCAGGCCAGUCUGAGGUCUGGUACGACAUGGAUACAUAUCAGCCGUUCCAAGCCAAUGGAUAUAUCAACCUCCCUGUCGGUAUUCGCAAGACUCCUGUGUUUGUGAGAGCUGGAUCAAUCAUACCACUCAAACUACGAGUGAGAAGAUCUUCAGCACUGAUGCACAAUGAUCCUUUCACUUUUGUUGUUGUUUUGAAGGAGAAUGGUACAGCUCAUGGAAAUCUGUACAUAGAUGAUGGAAGUACAUUCCAAUUUCUGUACAAAAAGAAGUCUCUGUUUAUUUCCUUGGCCUUCGAAAAUCUAGAGCUUUCUUCAAAAUUCAUUGACAAAGGUCACCAUUACGAUACAAAGUCAAAAGUUGAAAGAGUAGUAAUAGUGAAUGCACCGCCAUCUAUAACAAGAGCAAGAGCUACGAGGUUGAAAGCUGGUCAAGUCACUGACUUGGAAACAUCGUAUGAUAGCAAUAAUAUCUUGACAAUAAGAAAACCUGAUCUUCUUAUGUCAGAAGAAUGGAAGAUUACUCUCCAUUAACAGUGUAGCUAAAAAUGAUGAGAGCUCAAAUUUUCUAUCAUUAUCAACUGUGUAGCGUGAAACAUUCUUGUGAUAUAAGUAAAUUUAGCUCUUAAUAUUUGAUUUCUGUUUCGUAUUAGAUUAUUGUUCAAUCAGUGAUUUCUUCUGAGAUAACUGGUGAUUUUUUUCGUAGCGUCAGUUUUAGAGCCCUUAAUAUUCUCAUAUGUAUGGUAAACCUACGUCAUCUACAAAUCUACUUAAUUGUUUUACUAGGAAGGGCGCUAAAAUAAACUGUUAUAACGCUAUUUAUUAGUAGGAAUUGUUAUUAUAAGUUUGUCUUCAUUGCUAAUAUUACAUUGAUUAUUGUGUAGUGUAUUGUUGACUCGGUUGUGUGUGCUUCAGGUGUGGAAAAUUCAGUGAUUUAUUUAUACAAAACCGCAUGAACUUCCACUUCGACAUUUCCCAAUAAACUUUUGAUGUUACUAUUGUAGUACUAUUCCAUGCAGCAAUUACUUGUAUAUAUCAGUCAUCAAUAUCAUUGUUAUUCAGGUUUAAUUCUCGAUAUUUCCCUUCGUUUCUGUUAAUUUAUAUUAAUCAAAACAUUAUUUUAAAGUGGAUAUAGAAAUCGACCCAUAAGUUUGUAUACCUGUAUUUUUUAAGUGUUGAUUAAAUUUACUUCAGCAGCAUCACAUUCAAAUCUUCUAUAUAUAAUAUAAUUUAUUGUAAUAUUAUAGAUUUCAUAAAGAAUGACACAAUAAAAGCAUUCAUCUGCAUUGAAAUACCGUAAAA